Molecule: messenger RNA, 5201 nt
Organism: Hevea brasiliensis (rubber tree)
Lineage: Eukaryota; Viridiplantae; Streptophyta; Magnoliopsida; Malpighiales; Euphorbiaceae
Product: putative receptor-like protein kinase At3g47110
Exons: 5
Coding region: 20-3757 (1245 amino acids)
Biological process (GO): protein phosphorylation; hormone-mediated signaling pathway
Cellular component (GO): plasma membrane
Molecular function (GO): protein kinase activity; ATP binding; protein binding
Source: RefSeq, a predicted model, not a curated record
GGCAGCUUCUUGUUCAGAAAUGAGGAGCUUGAGAGUAUCCUUUCCCUUUUCUAUGGUAUGCAUUGUCCUCUUAUUCCUUAUUAUGCAGCUAAGCUUCAAAGCUCCAUCCGUUGAUGUUGCCAGUGCCACAACCGCUGGUGGGAAUGAGACAGAUCAUCUUGCUUUGCUAAAAUUCAAAGCAAAGAUUGUGCAUGACCCUCAAAAUGCCACUAGUUCAUGGAACGAUUCUGCCCAUUUCUGCAACUGGGAAGGAGUCACAUGUGGUAGGAAACACAAAAGAGUCACUAUCUUGGACCUUAAUUCUAAAGGCUUGGUGGGUACUUUGUCUCCUUACGUAGGAAACAUGAGUUUUCUUAGGGAGAUUAACCUCUAUAACAACAGCUUACAAGGUGAAAUCCCUUCUGAACUAGGCCGUUUGUUCAGGUUGCAAGUUUUAUAUCUCAACAACAACUCUUUUGAAGGGAAAAUCCCGUCCAACUUGUCUGAAUGCUCCAACAUCAUGUUACUUGGGUUAGCUUACAACAAGCUGGUUGGAAAUAUCCCAGUGGAGCUGGUCACUCUGUCCAAGCUCAGAAAAAUUUUAAUUCAUUUUAAUUAUUUGAGCAAUGGCAUACCUCCAUUUCUGGGAAAUUUUAGCUUACUAGAAGUUUUGUCUGCCGGUGGCAAUUUCUUUGGUGGAAGUAUCCCAGAUUCCUUGGGCCAACUCAAGUACUUGUCAGCUAUUGCACUUGGCAGCAAUAAUCUCUCAGGUAUCAUCCCUCCAGCCAUUUAUAAUAUUUCCUCCAUCACCCUCUUGAGUGUGGCUAAUAAUUCGCUUCAUGGAAGUCUUCCACCAAAUAUAGGCCUCCUCCUGCCUCAUUUGCAGAAGUUGCAAAUGUGGGGAAACCACUUUACUGGAUCCAUUCCAGUGUCAUUAUCAAAUGCCUCAGAACUGUUAUACAUUGCUUUACUAGAUAAUAAUUUCACUGGAAAAUUAGAUGUUGAUUUUGGAGGACUGCAAAGACUUGGUGAAUUGAAUUUGCACGGUAAUCAUCUUGGAAGCAGAGGCGAUAACAGUUUGGAUUUUAUCAUUUCUUUGCUGAAUUGUAGCAAUUUGAAAUUGGUUGAGAUUGCUAGCAAUCAGUUUCAAGGAGUGUUGCCAAAUUUUGUGGCCAAUAAUAUAUCUACACCAAUUGAAUGGCUAGCAAUGGAGUACAAUCAAAUAGGUGGACGCCUCCCUCCAUGGUUAUCAAUGCUUGUUAGCUUAUCGCAUCUGGAUAUAGGAUUUAACCAAAUUACAGGCACUAUUCCCAUGGAAAUAGGUAGCCUCUCAAGACUACAACGAUUAUAUCUUGACAGUAACAGAUUAACUGGACCAAUUCCUCCAUCCAUAGGAAACUUAUCAUUGAUGGAGCUUUAUUUGAGCAAAAACCAUUUACGAGGUGCCAUCCCUUCCAGCCUUGAUAAUAGCCACACCUUAUUAUUUUUAAUGCUUUCUCAUAACAACCUUAAUGGGACCAUACCAAAACAACUUUUUGCUACCCAAUCCAUGCUAGUUUCCUUAGCACUAGAUCAGAAUCAUUUAGUUGGAUCCCUCCCGUUAGAAAUUGGUAAUUCAUUCAAUUUGAAUGAAUUGGAUAUUUCCCAAAACUUGUUGUCAGGCAAAAUUCCAAUUGAUAUUGGCCGAUGCAAUAGCCUUUUGACCCUUUACAUGCACCAUAACAACUUUGAAGGUACCAUACCUCUAUCUUUUGCUUCUUUGAGAAGUCUUGAAAAAAUUGAUCUAUCUCACAACAAUUUCUCUGGUGAGAUUCCAAAAUAUCUAGAGAAAUUUAGAUUGGAAUAUAUCAAUUUGUCAUUCAAUAAUUUUGAAGGUGAGGUUCCCAUCAAAGGAGUUUUUGCAAACUUUAGUGCAAUAUCAAUUGUAGGAAACAAUAGGCUUUGUGGGGGUAUAUCAGAACUACAGUUGCCAAGAUGCCCUGCUGAAGGAUCAAAAAGAAGAAAAUUCCAUCUUGUCAAUCUAGUUGUGAUCAUCAUGUCAUGCAUCUUUGGCAUAAGCAUGCUGUCAACUGCCAUGUAUUGUUGGUUCAAGAAGAAGAAAAGAGGGCAUUCUCCUGCUUCGCUACAAAUGAAGUCAUUUCAGAAAAUUUCGUAUCAAAUGAUUCUCAAGGCAACAGAUGGAUUCUCUGCAACAAAAUUGAUUGGUGUGGGAAGCUUUGGAUCUGUCUAUCAAGGCUCUUUUGCAGAGGAUGGGGUAACCUUUGCAGUGAAAGUACUCAACCUUCAACAACGAGGUGCUUCAAAGAGUUUUAUGGCCGAGUGCAAAGCCUUGAGAAUUGUACGUCAUCGAAAUCUUGUCAAGAUAAUAACAUCUUGUUCAAGUAUUGAUUUCCAAGGAAAUGACUUCAAGGCACUUGUUUAUGAGUAUAUGCCAAAUGGAAAUCUAAACAAGUGGCUACAUCCAGAUCAUUUAGAAAUUGAUGAACAACCAAGUCUAAGCCUUCUGCAGAGGUUGAACAUUGCUAUAGAUGUUGGGAAUGCGCUGGAUUAUCUUCAUCACCAUUGUCCAAAGCCAAUCAUUCAUUGUGAUCUAAAGCCAAGCAAUAUUCUUCUUGAUAAUGAUAUGGUUGCUCAUGUUGGAGAUUUUGGACUUGCAAAGUUUCUCCCUCAACUCAUUAAUCCAACUCAGAGCAGCUCAAUUGGAGUUAGAGGAACAAUAGGCUACACAGCUCCAGAGUACGGAUUAGGAAGCGAGGUAUCAACAAGUGGAGAUGUUUAUAGCUAUGGAAUCCUAUUAUUGGAAAUGGUGACAGGAAAAAAACCAACUGAUGAUAUUUUUGUGGAAGGUCUUAACCUUCACAACUUUGCGAAAAUGGCAUUGCCCAACCAAAUGUUGGAGACCAUAGACUCAAUUCUUUUACAAGAAGAUGGAGGAGUGAUUAACAGGGCUUCAAAGAGUUUUAUGGCCGAGUGUGAAACCUUGAAAAAUGUUCGUCAUCGAAAUCUUUUGAAGAUCAUAACUUCUUGUUCAAGUAUUGAUUUUCAAGGAAAUGAGUUUAAGGCACUUAUUUAUGAAUACAUGCCAAAUGGGAACCUAGAGAAAUGGUUGCAUCUAACUUCAAAAAUAGGUGUUAUGCCAAUUGAUGAUCAUUACAGUCUAAGCCUUUUCCAAAGAAUAGACAUUGCCAUCGAUGUUGCCAAUGCGCUAGAUUAUCUCCACCACCACUGCCAUAAACCGAUUGUUCAUUGUGAUCUAAAGCCAAGUAAUAUUCUUCUUGAUGAAGACAUGGUUGCUCGUGUUGGAGAUUUUGGACUAGCAAAGUUUCUCCAUCAACCACCUGAGGGUAGCUCACUGGGAGUGAGAGGAACAAUAGGCUAUACAGCUCCAGAAUAUGGUUUAGGAAGUGAGGUGUCAACUAGCGGAGAUGUCUAUAGUUUUGGGAUCCUAUUGCUGGAGAUGAUGACAAGAAAGAAGCCCACCAAUGACAAUUUUGGGGAAGGUCAUAACCUUCAUAACUUUUGCAAAAUGGCAUUUCCUGAUCAAGUGUUAGAGAUUGUAGAUCCAAUUCUUCUACAAGAAGAUGAAGCUAGAGCAAAUAAUGAGCAAGGUUCAGCCCAAUCAGCAAGAAUUGAUAACAGAAGUGAAUGUCUAAUUUCUAUGAUCAAGACUGGAAUAGCAUGCUCCAUGGAAGCUCCUCAAGAUAGAAUGGGCAUAAGUGAUGCACUCAACAACUUACAUUCAAUCAGAAAGAAUUACAUUCGAACUACAACAUAUUGAUGCCCUUCAUUCAUUGAAGUGCCUCAAGUUCACAAGCUUUGCAAGUAGUCGAUAACAGCUUGCUUUAUGUUGUAACUCCAAAAGGUUGCAUUAUAUGUAGGCACGUAUGCUCUUUCUUUUUUUCAACAUUAUUAUUAUGGGUAUGGUAAGAAAUGUUGAAUAUACAUAAUUUGUAAUUAUGGUUUUUUCAUAAUCAUAUCUAUACAAAUAUUAUAAAACUGAACCUUAGAAAAAGUUAGCACAAUAUUGUCAAGCGACAGUAUUUUUUUUUUUUUCCCAAAUGGCAUCUUAAUUAUAUGGAGAAAACAGAUUCUCCAACGCCAUUCUAGUGACUCAUUCCUCUGCUAUCGUUCUCUCUUACUUUCUUUUUCCUUCUGUUUUAAUCUUUCUCUUCUCUUUCUUAACAGUUCUUUAAUUAAGUAUAAAUCCUCCCACUCUUUCAACAUACAAAUCUGCUACGGUUUUUAUUAUGAUUCUCUUCUACUCUUUGCUUUCCUUCAGUUUCAACCUUUCUCUUCUCUUUCCUAAUGGUCCACCGUUUCAACUUUCAUCUGUUACAAAUUAUGUUAUCAUUAUUGGGGAUAAACUCCAUUGUUAUAGUUAUGAAACCCAUAAAAUGGGAGAUAUUCGCAGAUAUUGAUUACUUAGUAGGCGAGUCAAGAGCAGUGUUGGAAGCCUGCAAGUAGCUCGACAUGGGAGCUAUGUCAGCAGUCGUAGAAUCGGACUCUGCAAUAGUAAUCUCAGCUCUCAAAAAUACUUCUUAGGAAGUUGACUUGGAAAUCCAAGCUUCGAUCCUUUCAAUCCGAGCUCUAGCCACGUCCUUUAUCUCUGUCCCAGGUGAAACAAACGGCUAACAAAGUGGCAGAUAGCUUAGCUAAGUUGCAUAUGCAAGACAGGCUUCUUUUAAGAAGUAAAAUUGAAAAAUAAACUCUUCUAUGUUUCAGAUAAUAAUUUUUUUCUUUUAUCAUUUUAACAAUUUAUUUUCAAAAUAUAAAAUCAUUUAAAAAAUAUUAUUAAUAAAAUCGAAUGAAAUUCUAUUAUAAAAACUGUUUCAAACAGAUGAGCAUACAAGUCUCAUGGAACCUUUACUUGGCAAUUAAUCCUCAUGGGCUGGCUGGAAUAUGCAUGCAAUGGGCCGGCUAAAGCAGAAUAGUCUCACUGAAACUGAGUCCCAGAGCUUUAUUUAAAUGCUCGUUCUCCUCACUGUUAUGGAUUUUCUUGCAGGAAGGACUUACAAGUUCUUUUUUUUUUUUUUUAAGUGGUCUGGCAAUGGGCUGCAGUUUCAUCAAAUAUUAAUCGGAAAAAUAAUUUCAGAAAUCUGUGGCUUUACAAAAUGUGUGACUUCACAAUAAGUGCAGGAGCUACUCAACUUAGAUGAGGAGUGUUGGGUUGUUCAAGUUUGAUUAAAAUAAAAUGAAGUGUGGGCUAUGGUAUUUAUUGUAAA